AAAAACAUGAAGUGUGUAAGACGAUUUGUUGGAAGCCAUGCACGAAACGUUGCUGUUACGCCUGAAGAUAAUCUGGGCGGUUUGGAGCUACCUGGAAGUCUUCGGAGACAUGGUGGGUCACCGGAGGACGACGGCAAGCGGUCAAAACUAUUACAUGGCAUUCGAAGGGAUCCGAUACGCCAAGCCACCUGUCGGGGAAAACAGUUUCAGGGACCCGGUGAGUUUUGACUAUUCCGGCAACCUGAAUCGUAAGGUGUACUGCAUGGACGUAGACCCAAAGGACGGUAAAGUGUUCGGUGAAGAAGACUGCCUAUGCUUAAACGUCUACACCCCUGAGCCUUACGUUAAUAAAAGGAUGCCAGUGUUGAUCUGGAUCGAUGGGAAUCUGUACCCCUGGGUGGGUGGCAAGAUCAACUACGAACCUAAACGACUCAUGGACGAAAGGAUGGUCUUCGUGACCAUUAGCUAUCGGAUUGGCCCACUUGGGUUUGCAAGCUUAGAGAAUGUGAAUUUUCGAGGCAACUUUGGACUCAAGGAUCAGGAGAUGGCCAUCGACUGGGUCAUUAAGUACAUACCUAAUUUUGGAGGUGAUCCUAGGAAGAUAACUUUAGGAGGAGAAGGUCUAGGUGCUGCUUUCGUUCUGCACCACAUCAACGGUGUCAUGAAAGCUAGAAUCAAAAGGGGUAUCGCGUUGAGCGGGUCGAGGUUCGCACCUUGGGCUUUCGGGCCGAAGUCAUGGGUUACAGGUCGAACUAUAAAAAUCGGCGAUCCGUUCUACUGUGACUACUUGAACUGCUUCAGAAGAACCAAAGCCGAUGGAUUGGUCCUCGAAUCUUAUAAAAUGAGAAAAGAACAGUUGAUUGAUGCAAAGCAACGCAAUGCUGGUAUUUUGCAGAGAAAUAUGUUCUUGCCGUUCCUACCCGUGGUUGACGGUAUAGUAGUCAAGUUCAACCCUUGGAAAGAUCCGGGCAAGGUUAACUUCUCCCUACUCUUAGGUUUGAAAAAAGACGAAGGAGUAUUCAUGGAUGAAUACGUCAAUAGGUACAACUGGACUGAUGCCAUAGUCAAGUCAAUUUUCAACAGUCGUGUAGACUAUGAAGGUAUGACUGGAAAGCCAUUCGAUAGGAAAGAUUCCACGAAUCGUGAACAACUGGCCGAUUUGUACAAAGAAGAGGAUAGUUUGAAAUCGAAGAACCUGAGGAACCUUGCGGGAGACGGAUGGUUCGUCUUUCCAGCCAUGGCCGAAGCCAAAUACCACGUAGGUUCUUUGACCGGGUUCAUGUUCGAUGACAAAAAUUCCUCGGACGUUUUCUCCUUCACGCAAUACAACCUACCCUUCUUGACGUACAACUGUACAAAAUUAGACGAAGAGUGUGAGCAGACUGCAUCAAAGAUGAUCAGACUCAUAUCAAACUUUGUCCUUCAAAGGGACCUCGAAUUGAAACCUUACUCAGAAGACAAGGAGGUUUUCGACAUCACACAGGCAUUGCUCGUCCCGAGUGGAUUCCAAAUCAUCGAUACAGGGAUAUCAAAAAGAAUGAAGAAAUGGAAAUCUUUACAUAUGCUAAAAUUGCGAACUCAUUAAAAACAAUAUAGACCUAAACAGCCUUUUUUAUUUUCC
Molecule: messenger RNA, 1621 nt
Organism: Cimex lectularius (bed bug)
Lineage: Eukaryota; Metazoa; Arthropoda; Insecta; Hemiptera; Cimicidae
Product: cholinesterase 1-like
Exons: 7
Coding region: 38-1585 (515 amino acids)
Source: RefSeq, a predicted model, not a curated record